This is a messenger RNA of Ceratosolen solmsi marchali, 469 nucleotides long. Its product is annotated as sulfiredoxin-1. Lineage: Eukaryota; Metazoa; Arthropoda; Insecta; Hymenoptera; Agaonidae. Gene Ontology annotation, cellular component: cytoplasm. The record is from RefSeq and is a predicted model, not a curated record. Gene Ontology annotation, molecular function: sulfiredoxin activity. Gene Ontology annotation, biological process: cellular response to oxidative stress. The transcript has 3 exons. The coding region runs from base 38 to 382 and encodes 114 amino acids.
AAAAUAUUUUAUACUUAAGAGCUAUUCUUAUUAUAAAAUGGACAAAUCCUUUACCAGCGUUCACUCGAGUCCAGAUGCCGAAAUACAUGACAUACCUAUGAAUAUUUUAAUUAGACCAUUUCCAUCAUCUGUUGAUAAUGACAAAGUUGAAAGUCUGAUAAAUACUUUAAAAAAUGCAGAAACAGAAAACUUGGUACCACCAGUUGAUAUUCUUUGGAUUAAAGGUCGAAAUGGAGGUAAUUAUUAUUAUUCAUUUGGUGGAUGUCAUCGAUAUGCUGCACACCAGAAAUUAAAAAAAUCAACAAUUAAAGCAAAAAUUAUUGAAUCAACUGUAACAGAUUUAAAAAGUUACCUCGGAAACUCAAUACCUGACUUAAAGUAAUGCGAGUAUUAAUUUACAAUUAUUAAAUUAUAUCUGUAACGUUGUUGUGCAAAUUUUGUAAACGUUCGCUAAAAUGUGAAUUUUAAU